This is a messenger RNA of Lymnaea stagnalis (great pond snail), 7740 nucleotides long. The record is from the annotation of a GenBank genome assembly. Lineage: Eukaryota; Metazoa; Mollusca; Gastropoda; Lymnaeidae.
CUAAGGGAUGUGAUAAUUAAAAAGAUUCCCCCUCAGUUUGAGCUCAAGAUAUCCAAGUCAUUGAUUCUUAAAAGUAUGUGUGAAAAUUUUUAUGUAACAUUUUAUAGUAAAGACGGCUUGAACAUUUUAUAGUAAAGACGGCUUGGUUUUGAUGAAGGGUGUAUAAUUAUUUUAUUAUUUUUAGUCAAAACAUUUAGCAAAUGUAUUUUUUGUUGAAUAACAUCUAAUUUAUUCAAAUUUCUAUACAAUUUUUUUAGUUAAGAUAAGACAAAUAAGAUUAUACUAUCAAUCCAAAUAGAUGGAUUUUUUUUAUUGCAUCGUACAUAUUCAUUUUCAACACAUAAAUAAAUACAUAUUUUAACAAAGACAACAUUUUACAAUUAUAACAAUUUAACACAAGACAUUUAAAGUAUUUCUCUGGCGUAGAAAGCAGCCAUCAAUAAACCCCUUUAGUGACAAUGACUUAAUUAGUGAUCAUUUAUAUUUGGUAACCCUGAGGGAGCAUGCUGGUAAACUCGUACAGACUGGGGAACAAAAAGAAUUUUUUAUAUCUUUUGGUCCUAAAUUUAAGAGAAAGAAUUCGCCCUGAUCGAGCUGAUCUUAGGUAUCUGUGAUGAUGAGGGUGGAGUCAUCCAAAAAUUUUCUUGAAAUAGUUCAUCAAGUGAAGAAUGAUUAGUAUAUGUGAUAUUACUAGCUUUCUUGAUUAGUCUAUUUUCUAUUUAAUCUGUACUUGAGGUUUAAUGUUGGUUAUGUUUAAAUUUCAGUGAAACCCGUUUUCAAACCUUUAAAUAAACCCCAGAAGUUGGCCAUUUUGAAGGUGUUGAUGGCAAAGGAUUAUGUUUUAAUAAGAGGUUUUCCUGGAACAGGUAAAAAGCAUUAAAUUUUUAAAAACUUUUUGGUGAAAAAAUGUUGCAGAAAUAUUCUUAUAUUUCUAGCUCAAAAAGUCAUAGGUUUAUUGACUCCUUUAAAAUGUAGUUAAUCCAUACAUGGCAAUCUCCCUUCUGAAUUAAUUUUCUGUACUUAGGCUUCUAAAAAUAGGUACAAAAAAAUUAAAAGAAAUAAUAAAUGUAAUCUAUUUUAAUUAGUAUUUUAUAUCGGUUACUUGUUUGCAUGCCCUUUUUAUGAGUUUUUUAAAAUUAGGUUUAUGUUAAAUUCAUCCUGAAAAAUAAUUGUGAUUGUCUGUUUCCGCUAUCAGUCUGUAUUUUUAUGGCAUCCAGAAUGAUCUUUCAUAGUUUGAAAUGCUGUGAGGCAAGGUCGGCCAGUUUUACAGUAAAGAGAUGUAAAAUAUAAUUUCAGAUAAUAAAGCUUUUAAAUUUCUUUAUCGCCAACCAUGUAAAAUGCAGUCAUUUGUGUGUAAUGUUCCAAAUCUUGAUGCCUUUAGGAAAUUAAAUGGAUUAAUUGGCUUUAAGCUCCAUUUUGAUCACUGUAGAACUGCUUGUAAGAUAUAAAAAAAAGUUCCCCUCAACUAUACCCCUUUGAACAAAUGUGCAAAUAAAAUAUUAUAUUUUUGGAACAACCAGGGAAAACAAUGUACAACAUGUUGACAGUUAGGUACUUAUUAAAAAAUACCCAAAAAUAGGUACACAAAUUGAGGGAAAAGGUACCACUUGACAUGUAAGAGUUCUUGCCUCUAUUUUUUAUAAUAUUUUGAAGCUCAUUUACUUGAAUUCAGGAAAAACUUCAACAAUUGUAGCAUUAGUUCAAAUCUUGCUACUCACUGGACAAUCUGUGCUCCUAACUAGUUACACCCAUUCUGCUGUUGAUACCAUACUGCUCAAGUUAAAAGAGGUGAGGAGAAACUUAAAUCUCAGAUGCUUGACUCAACUGUAGGUUAUGUUAUAGUUUACUUAAAUCAAUAUUCAAUAAAUAAUUGAAAAAUAAUACUGAAAAAACAUAUGUAAUUUUAAAACAUACACUGUCUGAUCCAUCUUCUGUUGUAGGCCGGUGUACGUUUCCUGAGACUGGGUCGUAGAGGUCGUAUUCACCCAUCCAUUCUUCCAUAUUCAUCUGAGAUCCUAACAAGUUUUCCCGACAUAAAUUCUGUCCAGAAGCUGAAGCAGUUUUACGACUCUUAUGUGAGUUUUCUUUUAGUGUGCAAACUAUUGAAAUUGUGCAAAAAGCAUAUCCCAUUUUUCUCUGCUGAAUUUUUGGUUAUGAAUGUACCUUUUCAUCUGAUUUUAUUAAUACUUUGUAUAUAUAUUUAUAGAUGAUGAAAUGCUAAAUCUUUACGUUCUUGAAAUCUUAGUUUUUUAUUAAUUUUUUAAUUUUUUUUUCUUUUUUGCUUUAGGAUGUUAUAGCCACAAGUUGUUUAGGCAUGAACAACCCGCUAUUCAACAUGAGGAAAUUUGAUGUGUGCAUCGUAGAUGAAGCAUCUCAGGUCCUCCAGCCUGCUUGUUUGGGCCCUUUGUUUAACUGCAGUAAAUUUGUACUUGUUGGAGAUCCAAAGCAGCUGCCACCAAUAGUGAAGAGCAAAGAAGCCAGGUAAUGAACACACUGUUACGGUACUAUUCUGUUUUAAAAUAAGUAAUAUAACUUUAUUGCUGCUUUAGCUGUGAUAAUGAAAUGCUGAGUGUUUUCAAAUAUACAAACAUACUUAACAAAUAAUGCCUGCCAUACAAAAAAAAUAAGCCUGUCAAACGUUUGGCCAUGACAAUCUUAAAAAUUAGUAACAGUAUUAGUAUUUUUAAGCUAUGAAAUGCUUACUGGCAUGAGUAGACUUGUGUAAAUAAAUAUGCCCUUGUUCCAAUAGAAAUCUAGGUAUGGAUGAGAGCCUCUUUGCAAGACUAGAAGGCUGUGGUGCCACCUAUGAUCUCAAUUUACAGUAUCGCAUGAACAGGUUAGUAAUUGCUUUUCUUUACUAUUAAACUAAAAUCUUUGAUCAAAUGUGAUCAUAAAGUUUUUCUAUUUUGUUUUUUAAUUUGUAUUUUGAUAUCCUUUCAAUUAAUUUAUGAAUUCAAAAUCUAGAACAUUAAACAUAAAUUAAAAAUGAAUGAUAAUGUUUAACUUUGUUUCCAACAGAGUCAUCAUGGAAUUGAGUAACCAACUUGUCUAUCAAGGGAAGCUAGAGUGUGGUAGUGCAGCAGUGGCAGAGCAGUGUUUAGAACUAGAUAUGGAAAGUUUACAGGUAAUUUUUCGUUUAAACUAAGUUAUUCAUACACACUUUUGGUUUUAGAAAGCAGCAAGUAAACCAAAAAAGUAAAUUUGGAGUUCUUUCCUUUAGUAUUCAACAGUAAACUUAACAGUAACUUGUAAUUAUUUGACGAAUAAACUUGUUGUAGAAGGUUGGACACCUGUGUGCUGUGACUUUCUUUAAUUGCAAUACUUUAAUUUUGUAUAAUUUAUGAUCACACCACAAGAAUUUGCAUGUACGCUAAACAGUUAAUCUAAUAGAAUCCAGGUUCCCAACCUACAAGUUGCUACACCAAAAUGGGGUCUCGAAUGGUUUUUCUAUGGUAUCACCAGAGCUGAAUCAAUAAAUUUAGAAAAAAGGAUGUUUAAUCAAUGUUCAUUUUGAUUGAUGACUACAUAAUAUCAUUUGCUUCUACAUAUUUCUGUGGGAGUGGAUUUUCAAUGCCUCUAUAUUUGAAAAUAAGACACAGAGUAAAUUUAUAGAAUAGCAAAACUCAACUGCAAAUUUCAAAGCUUUUUUAAUGAGUUACAUUUUCGUCAUUGCAUUAAAUAUUUCAGGUAAGUUAACAUUAUAAUGAAUAUUAUUUAAAUUGAGAAUUUUUUUUUUUUAAAUACGUUUUUCGUACACCCUGUAAAAGUACCUUUUGACACGUAUCUAUUCUAUUCUAGGGUCGGAUCUUAUUAAAUGGGUUGGUGAAUUCAUUACAUUAUUGGUUGGCUAUUCUAAUUGUAAACCUUAGAUUUCACUUAGGGCUCCUUUGAUUACUGUAAAUGAGUAAUACACCAGAUAGGAUUUAUAUAGGAAAUAAAUUAAUAAGAUUUGGUAUGUUACUCCAUAUGGUAUAAACCAAAUCCACAAUUUUUUGUAGCUGCCAUGUCUUUUUCCUGUUAAGUUUUUAAAUUUUACUUUCCCUCACUUCCUUUCCGUUCUUCUUAACCCACAAACUGUGCUUGCAACUAUUCUGUACUGUGCAGGCAAUUUAAUAGCUUUUUGGGUGCCUUUGAAAAGGGGGAUUUUUCACCAUAGCUAGACCCCAUAAAGUAUUUAUUUAUUGAAAUUAGGCUGAGUGGGGAAUCAUAUUGUCUAUUUUGUUAAAGCUAUUUUAUACUCUGAGACUGUGACCUUGACCAUGCAAUGACCAAAACUAAAGAAGAUGAAAAUUUUUCUUUUCAAGUACCUCAAACUACAAUUUUUUAAAGGUAUAUUAUUAUAAUGUUUAUAUAAUAUGAUAGCAUUUUUAUUUAUCUUUCAGAAAAUGUAUUAUUUGGUAUAUGUUUUAGUUAUUAAUAGAUUUUUAAAAAAAAUUCUUCGGAUACCUAUAAUUACGUUCAAGUAACAAAGCAUGACAUAAACAAUAUAAACGUUACUAAAUAGCAAGAAACAGAUAAAAUCUUAAAAGCAGCUAUAUAAAUAUUUAAUCCAUAAAAUGAAAUAUAAGGCAACAUAUAGAGAACAACAUCCAAUUAUUUUUUGUUGGUACACAAUCAUCUGCAACAUAGUUUUCAACAAGUCCUGUUUUUUAAGCAACGCCUACUCGUUAUAGGCCUAGGUCUAAAUUGUCAGAGUACGAACUUUCGCUUUCUGACAUACAAGAAAAAUAAUCGGUUCGUGUGUGAUCGGAAAAUCAUCUUCCGAAUCACCAGUCAUUAACUAAAAAGUUAUCAAAAAGAUUUUUAACUGAUUUAUUUUGUAAGUCAGAUGGUCCAGCUAUGGCCUCAUCCAUUUCGUGAAAAUCCACUUACACAAAUUUUCUUGAUAAAGAUCGUUGUAAAAUAACUCCAAAGUUUACAAAAAGGACACAGAAGAGCGAAAAACGGAAGUUUAUUUAUUAAUUAAAAGGAAAUAGUUUUAUUUAGUGUAAAAUAUUGGACUGAAAGUUGUUCUUUCAACACAAUUUUUAUUGGCCGAUACAGUAUAGAAAGAGAAAAUCUACCCAUUUAAUCGGCCGACCACAGUUUGGGGGUUAACUUUGUUUUUUUCUGGGUUUGCGCCCACUCUUAUUCUUUUCUAUUUUUUAGGUAGGAUACAUCUAAAUAUAUAUUAUGUAAAUUUAAUUUAUACUUAUUUAAUUGUUUUGCUUUUUGGACUGAUGAAGGCAUUUUCCGAAAAGUUAAAAUUUGUAUUUUGUAAAAUCAUCAUUAAAGCUGAACAUAUAUUGUUUUAUUUACACAAAUUAUUUGUGUCUAAUUAAUCCAGUUUUAUAAAAGUAUGUUUGUUAAAUUGUACCUCUACAUACAGGCAUGUCCAGCAUGGAUGAAAGAAGUUCUUAGUCCUGUACUGCAAAAUUCAGUGGUAUUUCUGGAUACUGGAAUGGUAAGUUCAAAUUUUAGAAUACUAAAUGUAUGAAGGCUAUAUUUUUUAGUUCAGGCAGUGUUAAUGCUAUAUCAUCAGAAUAUUUAUUUAUUUAUUUAUGUAGGCAUUUUUAUAUAGCGCUUAUCAUAAAGCUCUAAGCGCUUUACAAUUAUUAAAACAUGUAAACUAAGUAAAUACAAAUGAGACACUAGGAUAGUAACUACUAUUCUAUAGAAACAAUGAAAAUGGCUAUAAAACGAGGACACUUUGACACUUCAGGAUCAACCCGAAACAGAAAAUGAGGUAGGGCAAGGAGGGUGCAUCACAGGUCAUAGGCGGACCUAAACAGAUGAGUUUUAAGGGACUUUUUGAAAAUGGACGAGGUUUCACUAUGACGUAUAUGGAAGGGGAGCUGGUUCCAGAACGUGGGCCCAUGGAAGCAGAAGGAGCGUUCACCGAUGGUCUUAGUUUUAGUUCUUGGGAUUGAGAGGGUUCUACUGUCAAUGGAAGAACGUAGUAAUAUCAAAAAUAUUAUUUAUCAAUGCAGAGUGUAAAUCUGUUUUAAACAUUAUAUUAAGAGUGCUUUAUUGUUUGAAAUUCUUUAAAUUACAUUGAGCAAAAUAAUAACUGUAGGCUUUAAAAAAAAUUUGAUUGUUUAUUCCAAUUAGACAAAUACAAAAGAGUCUAAAGAUGGAAAAGGUUUUUUCAAUAAUUUUGAAGCAGAACUGGUUGUGUCCAUUUUACAGACUCUAGUGAAGGUGCGUAAACUGUUACAAAAUUUCUCAGAGAUUAGUAACCAGGGUUCUAGGGCAGUGCUCCUAGAGGCACAUUUCCUUGUUUGGUCAAGUAAUCUCCCCACCCCUGUGUGCUGCUACCCAUGAUCCAAUGGGGGCAAGUCUUUAGUAAGUCCUUUCCAAUCCUUGAGAUGGCACCCCAGGAAACCUGUUCUCCGUUAAAUAUGAGUGCUGGUGUAUUGUGAGGGACUUUCCGGACAUGCCUUGUCACUAUCUGGCACCCCUUAAAUAAAGCACACCAAGCUGGGGGUAAUAAAGAAUGUCACUUUUGUUUACACAUGCAUAUCAAAUUUUUGGUCUGCUUGAGGUCGGGUUUAUUAUAUGUAAUAUGCACUGUUAAUUUUGUUUAUUAUUUUUUAUAAUAUUUAUUAAAUACAUGUGUAUGGUAUCAUAAGAAUACAGAUAGAAAGGUGCUAUUUUUUAUAUUAAUUUUGCUUGUUUUAAAACUUUUUAUAGGCAAAUUUAAAAUCUGAAUCUCUUGGAGUGAUAUCUCCCUACAAUUCACAAAUUAAGCUCAUACAGCUGAAAGUUAAAGGCUGCCAUGAUGUGGAUGACAUAGAAGUGAAUACAGUUGAUCAAUAUCAAGGCAGAGACAAAUGUGUCAUCAUUGUAUCAUUUGUGCGCACAGAAAAGGACCAUGUAAGGAUUUGCAUCCACACAUUAUUUGCCUUGGAAUCCAUACGUUUAUAGUAAAUAUUAAAGUUGAAUUAGACUAAGAGAAAUUCAUAUUCGUUUUUAUUGGAAAGGAAUGUUUCCUGUCGAUUGGGGCGCUAAUGAUCAGAUACUUCAACAAAAAUAUAUUGAAUGAGAUUAAAUGUACUUUUCCUUUAAAUGGGGUUGCAGUUAUAUUUUUAUAUUGGUAUUUAAAAUUAAAAUGCUAGUACUUUUAAAUAAUAGAAUAAGCUGCUGGAUGACUUUUUGUUUAUAGAUUGUCAAAAUUUAAAGAUUUUAGAUUAUUUAUAAACAAAAAUGUUAAAGAUUUAACAUUAUUUAACUAGAUAUUAUUAAUGACAUGACAUUUUAUAUGAUGGCUUGAUAGUUUGAUAAUUUCACAAUAAACGUUGGUGCUGAUUUAUACACUCCCACCCCACACAGGUGAACCUGUAGAUCGCAUAACUAAACUAAUCUUAUUCAUGGCAACAGGCAUAUUCCCCAAUGGGCUUAGUGAUUAGUAGUUAAUGAAAGUUAUGUUCAUCUUUCAAUGUCCUUAUAUUUGAAAACUUGCUCUAGCGCUGGGCAAAAUAUUUUCUGUUUUUUUUGUGGGUUUUUUUUUACCAUAUUGAAACUUAAAAUUUGACCUAAACAAGUUAAGGUCUUGUUGAAAUGGUUUUAUGACAUAUAAGCAUAAUCAUAUCAUGUUUAUCUUUUUUUCAGGUAGGUGAACUUUUAAAAGAUCUGCGACGAUUAAAUGUUGCACUAACAAGAGCUAAGCAUAAGCUGAUUCUUAUUGGCAAUGCUGCAGCUUUAAAAUCGUAUGAACAUGUAGCCAAACUGCUGAUAUGGUUGGAGGAAAACAAUAAUGUA